GUGAAGUCCAUUGAAGGAAAACUUGAUUUCUUGAAUGGAAAAAUGGCUUCCUUUCAAGAAGAAAUGCAGUCACUUAGUAAACUGAUGAGGCAGUUUGUUUCAGCAAAUAAGUCGGGCGACGUCACCACCUUAGGAACCCGGAAGUCGUCAAUUGACAAUAGUCAACUGCAAUUCCCCUUGACGACUGAAGAAGAGUUUAACCAACUUGAAGCUUCAGUGAGAAACCCAAAAUUCAGAGAUUCUUUCAUGACAAAACUGGCUGAGAAUUCAUCGUACAAUCCGCAGUCUUCCUUGAAACGAAUGCUGAAUUACAUAUGGGAGCCUAAGCUGUCAAGUCGCUUCACUGCGUACGGAACAUCAAAGAAGCUAGCUCUCUUAAAAUGUCACUUCUAUAAAGUUAUAACGUGUAAGCGUGCUUUAUUUAAAUAUUUCUUUCAGCCGUCAUUGUCAGCAAGUUCGCUUCUGCUACGAUGCCCGAGGACGAAGUUAUAAAAGCUUUGACAGAUACUACUAAGGCCUAC
Trichobilharzia szidati is the source of this 521-nucleotide messenger RNA. NCBI's taxonomy places the organism in Eukaryota, Metazoa, Platyhelminthes, Trematoda, Strigeidida, Schistosomatidae. The record is from the annotation of a GenBank genome assembly.